ACAUCAAGAGCGGAAGGAGUGGGGGAAAAAAUCAGGCCAGCCUUGGACACCCCUCCCUGCCUUGUCAAUUGGCUCAACCAGGAAACCUGCUUUUAAAACAAUCCAUUACAGGUUGAAGAGUUCUUUCAUUUUCUAUUUUAUUUUUAUUGUCAGGUUGAGAUCCUGGGGGGCAGCCGAACAAGUCUUAAAAUCUGCCUGAAAUGGCACUUGGUUAUUUUCCAGCAGCGUUCGUUUUACUCUUACUGGAAACUGCCAAGAUUACUGGGGAAGCUACAACCAAGCCCCCAACUUCUCCUCCGACAAAGCCACGUCCUUUUUCAUCUGUGGCUGACACCACUAGUGGCAUGAAGACUACCACACCAGCAGAAGAGACCACGGAAUCCCUCCCUUCUUCCGUGGCUGUCCUCUCUGACAUGACCCAUCCCUGGAGCACCAAUGGAGAAACAACUCUUCCUGGAGGAGAUACAGCACCGCCCUCCUCUUCCUCACCUGAAGGGUCGACCAUGGUGGGCACCCAUGGUGUCUCUCCACCUUCUUCAUCCCUUGCAGGGACCUCCAUCACCAGCAUUGGUUUUGGAAGUCCUUCAGAAGUAGGGACCACUCACGCAGCAGAGUCAACCCUGCUUGUCCUCAGCUCCACCACAAAGGAAGUGAACUCCAGCCCUCCUUCUCCAACUCUCCAGAACAAGAGGACAUCUGAAGGCCUAUUGACCUCCACCACAGAGGAGGUGAACUCCAGUCCUCCUUCCCCAACUCCCUUGGACAAGAGGACAUCUGAAGGCCCACUCACCACCAUCUCCACCACCCCACCAGCAGAAACCACGAGUGAGAAGCAUCCUAGUUCUCCUCCUCUCACAACCGAGACAAUUAGGACCUCCCCGUGGUUUCCUUUUCUUACUUCAACACUAGUGACCUCCAUGCCUACGAGUGUCCUUUCUGGAGACACAACCGGCUCUUCAGAAGUGACCACAGGUUCUAAGGCUGAGAUCACCAGUGGGAGGCAGGGAACCUCUUCCUCCUCAACUUCCUCUUCAGUUACUCAAGAUAGACACACCUCAAAAGCUACGUCCACCGGACCUCUGUCUUCUAACUCAGAAAGGACCAGCCUGGGACCAUCUGCUCCAUCCUCCACCAAUCGCACAAGUGGAAGUCCUGCUACCACCUUGAAAGUCCUUUCCUCCACCCCCACAUCUCCCUCAGCUUCAACGAGUGUCCCUCACACGCCAGGAAGGACCAGCCUGGGACCAUCUGCUCCACCCUCCACCAAUCGCACAAGUGGAAGUCCUGCUACCACCUUGAAAGUCCUUUCCUCCACCCCAACGUCUCCCUCAGCUUCAACGAGUCUCCCUCACACGCCAGCGUGCAGAAUAAUACCCAAGAACUACCAGCAGUUUAUGGCCUUGGUAUUUGCAGUCAGAGAGGUCAACAAGGAUCCAAUUCUCCUUCCCAACAUCACCCUUGGCUUCCACAUCUAUGACAAUCAUCAAUUUGAGAGGAGGAUUUUCUUAUUCAGCCUCUUCCUCCUCUCCACACGAGGCCGAAUGGUUCCAGGAUAUAAAUGUGACAGGCAGGACCUUCUGCUUUCCGUCAUUGGAGGUGACAACCACAAAUCCUCAAGGCAGAUGGCCUCCAUCUUCAGCCUCUUCAAGGUCCCACAGAGCCAGGGUAGUGCAUUGGUUAAAAGAAUGGAUGAUGCAGCUCGCUGUGAUCCUUGCCCAGAAGACCAAUAUCCCAACAAGGACAAAGACCAUUGCAUUGUGAAGAAGAUCCACUUCCUGUCCUAUCAAGAGACCCUGGGAUACACUUUGGCUUCUCUAGUGCUUUCUCUCUGUAUGAUGACAUUGGCGAUCUUGGUGAUAUUCCAUACACACCAUGACACACCAAUUGUCAAGGCAAACAACCGAGAUCUCACCUACAUCCUCCUGGUCUCCCUCCUGCUCUGCUUCCUCUGCUCCUUCCUCUUCAUUGGUCGACCUGGGAAGCUCACCUGUCUCUUCCGACAAUCAGCCUUUGCCAUUCUCUUUUCCCUGGCAGUUUCCUCUGUCUUGGCAAAAACAGUCAUGGUGGUUCUGGCCUUCAUGGCCACCAAACCGGGGAACAGGGCAAGGAAAUUCUUAGGAAAACCUCUGACCAACUCCAUUGUCAUAGCCUGUCCCCUGAUCCAAGCAGUUCUUUGUGCCACAUGGCUGGUAAUUUCUCCUCCAUUUCCCAACAUGGACUUCCACUCCUUGGUAGGAGAAGCCAUUUUGGAAUGUAAUGAAGGCUCAGCUUUCAUGUUUUAUGCUGCCCUCGCCUAUCUGGGAAUUUUGGCCUUCUAUGAACUGAAUCUGGAAGCAAAUUGUCAAUGGAUAGAGAUCACAGAGUAG
Thamnophis sirtalis is the source of this 2366-nucleotide messenger RNA. Lineage: Eukaryota; Metazoa; Chordata; Lepidosauria; Squamata; Natricidae. The record is from RefSeq and is a predicted model, not a curated record.